UCAUCUGUGGUCAGGCUACAAUUUUGUAGCAAAUGCUCUCGUUUUCUAUUGAGAUUUUGUGUUUUUUGAUUAUGUCAAAAUGUUAUUUGUGUAUUUCUGUUCAGUUAUGUUUUCUAGUAGUGUGAGAGCUGGGAAAUCGAAACAAAGCACGUAAACCGUGCGCCUUUAACCAUGUUGCAUAAUAAUCAAUUCGGACCGAACGAUGUUAGUGGUCAAACAAAUUUGACAUCCGAACAGAACUUACAAAAUAAUGUAAAUAAUCAAAACAAAGCAACACAACAACUAACGCAAUCAAUAAACCCAGGUUUUAACAUACCAGACUAUUCGUACGGAUUAAAUAUGAACGCGGGAAUAAGUCACUAUCCAAAUUUCCAGACGAUCGGUCUACCCCAAAACUUUUUGCCACAAAAUCCGAUGCAUUGGCAGAACAACGUGAUGCCGAUGAAUUUGAACAUACAGAACGGGCCCUAUGGGAUUCCAUUUGAGAGAAAGUUUCAUAAAGAAACAACAUUUCUUAACGUGCCGCAAGUGACACCAAAAUAUAAACAUGCAGAUACAAGCCAUAUCAACAACUAUCAACAGUUUAAUCAUAAUUUCGUGUUUAACAAUCAAGACACACACACAUUGGGAAGUUAUAAUGAAAAUAGUGCAAGAAACAUGAAAAAUAUAGACAAUUUUAAACACUAUAUGGAUAAUAAUUUAGAUCUGACAGUAAAAUUAAGUCAAAAACGUGAUAUUGAUAAAAGUAAACAUGUAAACGAAACAUCUAAUUCAGACAAUGUUAUUCUUAAGGACUGUUUGCAGAGAAACAAAGACGUAGCUUUAAAUCCAAGUAAAGACGCAGUGUGUAUGAAAACCAACAAUAUUCUUAACACAAAUAAAGAGAGUGACAAAAUAGAAUACAGCGAUUUCAGCGAUAGUUUCAGUAUGAAAUCCUACAAGGACUCGGAUUCUCGAAAACGUAGUUUGGAAAAGACGUUACGCAUGCUAGAAAUAAGUAUUAUAAACAGCACUAACUCUCGGCAGAACAGGCAAGAGGAAUCAAGUUUGUCCAACCCUACAAAUUUUUUAAAUACAGAUAAUAGAUUUACAGAUAAUACAAUAAUUGAAAAGACAAAUGAAACGGAACAGAGUGAAAACGGAAAAGUAUUAGAUACAAAAAAAUGUGUAAAAAAUGAACUGAAGCCUGAAACUCUUGAUGUUAAAAAAGAAACAAUGCCAAAUGUAGAAACGGACACAAAUAAUCCUUUUCAGAGGGACUGUUUUGGUGUGAGAAGUGAAGCGGUGUUUAAUUGUAAUAUAUUUGACUCGGAAAUUGGGCAGACUCUCGCUAGAGAGUUGAUUAAUAAUGGAACAACAACAGACUCCUAUUUCGAAUGUCCCUACUGCAGUCUGUUCUUUAAUAAUCCAAAACGAUUCUUGAUACACACAAAAUGGCAUUCUUUUGGUUUAACAAAUGAGAAACGAUUUGAAUUGCAACGGGAGAAGGAGGUGAAACGACAGAUGAAGAAGGAAGCCAGAAUAUUAGAGAAAAAACAACAGACUGAGGUAAAAAAAGUGGAAGAACCAGAGGAUUAUAGCUGUAAGCUAUGUCAGAAAACAUUCAAUACUUACGGUAGUUUGAAGAAUCAUAGACAGAAAGUACACCCUACACGGUCGCGUAAUUGUAAAAUUUGUGGCAAGAGCAUACUAGGGUGGGUGGCGAUGAAGGCACAUUUAGCUACACACGACGGGGCAGAUAGUGGGUUCCAUUGCCCCGAGUGCCCCAAGAGGUUUAAACACGCGCAUUCGCUUGCAAAACACCGGGAUACGCAUAAGGAAAAAACGCAAGCCUGUUCACAAUGCCCAAAGAAGUUCGGCUCCACAACACUACUAAACAUACACAUGAAGACGCACGAGCGCAUGCAGCGAGGCGCCACGUUCCGUUGCACGUACUGUGGGAAGGGGUACUUCGAGUCGUUCAGUUUGGCGGCGCACGAGCGAACGCACAGAAACGAAAAGCCAUUCCAAUGUGAUAUAUGCAGUACGAGAUUUGGGACCAACUCAAGUUUGAAGAGGCAUUUGAAAGUGUCACACAGCACAAACAAGCCGUUCGUCUGUUCGACAUGUCACAGAUCGUUCAUGUCUGAAGCUAUUAGAGACAGACACGAACUCCGUUACCAUGGCAACCCGGAGGAUUUCAAAUAUCCCUGCAAUAUGUGUCCGUCAAAAUAUUUCGAGUUGAAAGAUUUGAAGAAACAUUUGUACAAAGUUCACCCGAAAGUUAAGAGAAAGAAGCAUUCGGAUAGUGAUUGUUCUGAUGAAUAAAUGAAAAUUGAGUUUUAAUUGUGUACGGUUAAAGUGAAAUUUAGUUUGAUUGGUUUUGUCGAACUGACGGAAAUGAGUGUCGAACUGACAGAAAGUUCGUUUAAGUUUAAACUACAAGUCAGUUUACGAACUGACUUAAAUUGUAGGGUCGUUGACCUUUUCCAAAUAUUAAUUGUAUUGUCCAAAAUGUAGAAAUAUAUUGAAUUUUUUUUUAAACUAAGCAUAAGCUUCCAUUUCCGUUAUGACUUUGACAAUUGACACAUGCGAAUUAAACUUGUUUAAAAUCAGCUUUAAAUUUUUGUUAAGGUACCUCUUUUUAUUAUGUACGCAUACAAAUAUAUCAAAUGUCACAUUCAAACAGAAAUAUUUAUGUAAAUACUAGCUUAAUGUCCGCGGCUUCGCCCGCUUUCUCUAAAACGAUUUGAGAUUUAAACUAUCCUAUCUCAAGUUGUAUCG
This is a messenger RNA of Colias croceus (clouded yellow), 2763 nucleotides long. RefSeq names its product zinc finger protein 586-like. NCBI's taxonomy places the organism in Eukaryota, Metazoa, Arthropoda, Insecta, Lepidoptera, Pieridae. The record is from RefSeq and is a predicted model, not a curated record. The coding region runs from base 172 to 2307 and encodes 711 amino acids. The transcript has 8 exons. Gene Ontology annotation, biological process: regulation of DNA-templated transcription. Gene Ontology annotation, molecular function: DNA-binding transcription factor activity, RNA polymerase II-specific; RNA polymerase II cis-regulatory region sequence-specific DNA binding.